AUGUCUUCCUCGUCGGGUACACCGGAGUCAUGGAUCUCAUCUUUCUGUUCGUUGUUGGGGCACGAGUACUUUGCGGAGAUAUCGGAGGAUUUCAUAGAGGAUGAUUUCAAUUUGACCGGUCUGCAGACCCAGGUUGCGAUGUACAAGGAGGCAUUGGAGAUGAUUCUGGAUGUUGAGCCAGAGGAGGAAGAUGACGACGAAGAGGAGGAGGAGGAUGAGGGCGACGAGUCAAUCGAAGGGGAGGGCCGCACAAUUCGGAGAGCCGCCAUAGAACGAAGACACAACCGUAUGGACUCCAACCUAUCAAUUAUCGAAUCCUCCGCGGAAAUGCUUUACGGCCUUAUCCAUCAACGAUUCAUCUGCUCGCGCGCCGGCAUCCAACAAAUGUCGGAAAAGUACGAACUAGGCCAUUUUGGCGUUUGUCCUCGAACAUUCUGCGAUGGCGUCCGCACAUUGCCCGUUGGCCUGUCCGACGUACCAGGUGAAGACACGGUCAAGUUGUUUUGCCCCUCUUGCUUGGAUGUCUACGUUCCGCCAAAUUCCCGCUUCCAAACCGUUGACGGCGCUUUCUUCGGCCGAACAUUCGGUGCUCUCUUUCUCCUCACAUUUCCCGACUACGAUAUAAGCAAGAAAGGCCCAGAUUCCCUAGGUGCCCAUGGAUCCCGGAACGCAAUAACAAGCGCUAGCGAUGCCGAUGACAAGGAGAAGAUUAACGGCUUCAACGUAAAUAACUUAGCGCCUGGACUAGGAAGGGGGAAAGUGUACGAGCCGAAGAUAUAUGGCUUCAAAGUAUCGGAACGUGCGCGAAGCGGACCGAGAAUGAAAUGGCUGAGGGAUCGGCCUGUCGAUCUGAUAGAGUUGGACGAGGCUACUAUAUUCGGGGCCGUGGAGGAAAGCGAGGACGAUGCUGGAAACCUGAAUGGAGCACGGACGCAACCACGGCAAACACUAGGUGCCUCGAAGAAGGGUCGAAAACCCAAUGGCGGGAGUCCUAUGUCUAUUGACGCUAAUGAGCAACAAUUCGCUGGGUGA
Molecule: messenger RNA, 1032 nt
Organism: Venustampulla echinocandica
Lineage: Eukaryota; Fungi; Ascomycota; Leotiomycetes; Helotiales; Pleuroascaceae
Product: Casein kinase II subunit beta
Exons: 2
Coding region: 1-1032 (343 amino acids)
Cellular component (GO): cytoplasm; protein kinase CK2 complex
Molecular function (GO): protein kinase regulator activity
Source: RefSeq, a predicted model, not a curated record